Rhizophagus irregularis DAOM 181602=DAOM 197198 is the source of this 415-nucleotide messenger RNA. NCBI's taxonomy places the organism in Eukaryota, Fungi, Glomeromycota, Glomeromycetes, Glomerales, Glomeraceae. The record is from RefSeq and is a predicted model, not a curated record.
UGCAAAUGCAAAUUUGAAUAUAUAUUCUGAUCCUUUAAAAGGGAAUAUAAAUUGUAAGAAUUAGUUUUUUCCUAGUCAUUGAAAAAUCCGGCGACUAAUAAAAAAAAAACAGAUUCAUCGCAUCAAAAGUUUAUCAUCAAUCUUAUCAACUAAUUCACAAAGCUAUGUUUCAUUAGGAAAAGUUUUAGUUGCAUUAUUAUUGUAUGUUUGUAUGUUUUUUUGAAAUUUUUCGCCUUUCUUUCAACCCCCUUUUUAUAUUUGAUUUAGGUCUAAGUUUUUUUUCCUAUUUAUUUCGAAUGUAUUUCCUAAAAUUUGUUUCUCCAUUUAAUUUAUAUCUGUAUACUCGACAUUUUUUUUGACUCUUACGUUCCUUCUUCAAUAUUAAAUAUUAAAAAAAAAAAAAAAAAAAAAAAAA